Messenger RNA from Adineta steineri, 273 nucleotides. NCBI's taxonomy places the organism in Eukaryota, Metazoa, Rotifera, Eurotatoria, Adinetida, Adinetidae. The record is from the annotation of a GenBank genome assembly.
AUGUUUAUCGUACUGCAAAUUCCUGAUCUUUUUAUUUCUGUGAAUCCAACAAAAUAUACACAUUUAAUAAGUGGACUUCGAAGAAUAACUGCUGAAGAAAGUUUCCGAGCAAUAUGGAAAGGAUGGGCGCCAACACUUUUAGGUUAUAUACCGCAAGGUGCUCUUAAAUAUGGUCUCUAUGAAGUAUUUAAAGAUUUAUAUUCAAAUUUGGCUGGAGAAAAAUAUACUCAACAAUAUAAAGGAUGGAUAUGGUGUGCAGGUGCAGCAUCAGCU